GAGGGCUCUGGGCUGAAGCGGGGUAAUUUGCUGCAGUUGUUUUUCCGAUAGAAAUAUGCUCUUUUCCUAAUAGAAGAUGAUAAUCUUGGAGAAUGACCAUGGAGAAGGGGAUGAGUUCUGGAGAAGGGCUGCCUUCAAAAUCAUCUCAGGCUUCAGCUGUUAAAAUAACAGCCAAAGAAUUGGAAACAAAGCAGUCCUAUAAAGAGAAACGAGGGGGCUUUGUGUUGGUGCAUGCAGGUGCAGGUUAUCAUUCUGAAUCCAAGGCCAAGGAAUAUAAACAUGUAUGCAGAAGAGCUUGUCAGAAGGCAAUUGAAAAGCUACAGGCUGGUGCUCUUGCGACCGAUGCAGUAACUGCAGCUCUGGUAGAACUUGAGGAUUCUCCUUUUACAAAUGCAGGAAUGGGAUCUAAUCUAAAUCUCUUAGGGGAAAUUGAGUGUGAUGCCAGCAUUAUGGAUGGAAAAUCCUUAAAUUUUGGAGCAGUUGGAGCACUGAGUGGAAUCAAGAACCCAGUAUCUGUUGCAAACCGACUAUUGUGUGAAGGGCAGAAGGGCAAGCUCUCGGCUGGCAGAAUUCCUCCCUGCUUUUUAGUUGGAGAAGGAGCCUACAGAUGGGCAGUGGAUCAUGGAAUUCCCACUUGUGCCCCUAACAUCAUGACCACAAGAUUCAGCUUAGCUGCAUUUAAAAGGAACAAGAGGAAACUAGAGCUGGCAGAAAGGGUGGAAACAGAUUUCAUUCAACUAAAGAAAAGAAGACAAUCAAGUGAAAAGGUCAGGAGCUGUUUGAAAUAUUAAUUAAUGUAUAAUAAUUAUAGCACUAAACUGUAUUUAGAUAUAGAAGCUUGUAUACAUGCAUAAUGUAUCAUCUCUCAU
Messenger RNA from Castor canadensis (American beaver), 869 nucleotides. The record is from RefSeq and is a predicted model, not a curated record. Lineage: Eukaryota; Metazoa; Chordata; Mammalia; Rodentia; Castoridae.